AUGGCUGGUUGUGUGCGCUACCCCUCGUUCACGUUCGCAAAACACGUCUAUACUCUCGCAGUCCUGCACGUGCGUGGUUAUAGCAUAUUACCUGGCGAAUCAAAGAGUGAUGAGAUCUCCUUUAGUUGCCAUGGUAACGUCUAUCAGUACACGCCAUCCGUGUUCCGCAUUGCUCGCGAGACCGCAAACUCCCUCCAGCGCUUAACCCUUAACCCUACGACCACGACCUACGCUUCAUCUGCAACCAAGGACGGCACCCUGAGCGACGAUGGGGGUAGGGUUGCCUCGAGUUUUGCAGCGAGUGAGUGGCUACCAGGAGACCGAGGCUCGCACACCGAACAAGACAUGUCACAGAAAACGAUGCCCAUGCGGUCGCACUCGUCGCUCAACGUGCGCGAUGUGACCAAGAACGGUCAUGGUAGGAGGGACACAGGGGCCAAUGAUGAACAAAAUCAGCGUAGGGUGUCGGGCAAGGCAGCAGAGGUGAAGAUAACAGUCUACGAGAACCAACGUAGUGGGCUGUUUGGAGCGUACAGCACCAUGUGGCUGGUGCCUGGCAUGGACAAGCGAGGGCAAUGGUCGCUUAAGGACGGCACACAGUCAAUAGCCCUGGACCAGCAGAAACUCUCUCCAGGUUGGGAAUGGACUGGUGACUGGACAUACAAUAAGAACCCUGAGAAGUACGAUAGCGAGGGCUGGCAAUACGCCUUCAGCUUCUGGACGAGCACAUGGUUCAAUCGACCCAAGGCUGCCAGUUAUGUGCGAAGGCGUAAGUGGACACGGGUCAGGCGGAUGAUCUUGUCGUCAUACGAUAGCUCUAAGGAUAUCGGUUCGAACGGCCUGUCGCGUUAUGCAUCGCAGAUUGAUGUAGCCUCAAAGUCUGACCGUGGUAUGCUUGCACGGUCGUCGGUUAAACCAUCGAGCAGCAUCAACCUCCGUAGUAGAGAGCCUCAGGCUGGUACAUUCGCGCCGGUCGCCCCAACCCAGCCCUCUCGCGUCGUUGUGGUGCACAUAGACUGGACACACUGUGUGCUGCUGAUGCUGGCCGUGCUGUUUACUGUGGUGAGCCUCGUCGCUCAGCUGGAAAUGUCCCGUACCUGGAGUACAGCUGUGCCGUCUAUGAGCUAUUAUACCAUCAGAGCUGUCCACUUUGCGUCGGAAUGGACCGGUGCUAAUAGUCGGUGA
This is a messenger RNA of Sphaeroforma arctica JP610, 1185 nucleotides long. RefSeq lists its product as hypothetical. The coding region runs from base 1 to 1185 and encodes 394 amino acids. The transcript is spliced from 6 exons. The record is from RefSeq and is a predicted model, not a curated record. Lineage: Eukaryota; Ichthyosporea; Ichthyophonida.